This is a messenger RNA of Aureobasidium pullulans EXF-150, 1417 nucleotides long. RefSeq names its product DUF1692-domain-containing protein. The transcript has 3 exons. The record is from RefSeq and is a predicted model, not a curated record. The annotation marks the transcript as partial. Gene Ontology annotation, biological process: endoplasmic reticulum to Golgi vesicle-mediated transport; retrograde vesicle-mediated transport, Golgi to endoplasmic reticulum. Gene Ontology annotation, cellular component: endoplasmic reticulum membrane; COPII-coated ER to Golgi transport vesicle; Golgi membrane. NCBI's taxonomy places the organism in Eukaryota, Fungi, Ascomycota, Dothideomycetes, Dothideales, Saccotheciaceae.
UGCGGGCUUGACAAUUGCUUGGAUGCUGUGCUGACCGGACCCGACCUCUACAUUCCUUCUUAUCCGUCCUUGACCUCACCAUCCCAUCUGCGGCCAACCCUCAGCUUUCUCCACGAUGCCAGUCAAGUCUCGGUUCACGCGUCUGGACGCCUUUACCAAGACGGUCGAAGAUGCACGGGUGCGCACGACCUCUGGUGGAAUCGUCACCCUCUCGUCUCUGCUGUUGAUCCUGUGGCUCGUCUGGGGAGAAUAUGCGGAUUACCGAAGAGUCGUCGUACACCCCGAGCUCGUUGUAGACAAGGGAAGAGGAGAAAAGAUGGAGAUCCACAUGAACAUAUCAUUCCCCAGAAUCCCAUGCGAGCUCCUCACCCUCGAUGUUAUGGAUGUGUCUGGAGAAAUUCAGACCGGUGUUAUGCACGGUGUUAACAAAGUCAGACUUGCCCCCGAGUCUGAUGGUGGCCAUGCCAUCGAGUCCAAAGCACUUGAACUCCAUAGCGAUGAUCCUGCCACUCAUCUGGACCCGGACUACUGCGGAGAAUGCUAUGGCGCACCAUCUCCCGCAAAUGCAAAGAAACCCGGCUGCUGCAACACCUGUGCUGAGGUUCGCGACGCCUAUGCGAGUGUCUCCUGGUCAUUUGGAAGAGGAGAAAAUGUCGAGCAAUGCACGCGCGAGCACUACUCCGAGCAUCUAGACGAACAACGUAGAGAAGGCUGCCGUAUUGAAGGUGGAAUUCGUGUCAACAAGGUUGUUGGCAAUUUCCACUUUGCACCUGGCAAGUCGUUCAGCAACGGCAACAUGCACGUUCACGAUCUCGAGAACUACUGGGCUGGCGGCAACAACAUCGAACAUACUUUCUCCCACAAUAUCCAUCAUCUUCGCUUUGGUCCUCAGCUGCCUGAUGAUAUUGUUACUAGCAUUGGCAAGAAGGGCAUGGCUUGGACUAACCAUCAUCUCAACCCACUUGAUGAUACAGAGCAUAAGACAGAAGAGAAGGCUUAUAACUUCAUGUACUUUGUCAAGGUAGUUUCGACUGCGUACCUGCCCCUGGGCUGGGAGAAGAAGAACUCUAUUCUUGACCUGCCCCACGAGCUCAUCGAGUUGGGAAGUUAUGGUCAUGGCGAAGCCGGCAGCAUUGAGACACACCAGUACAGUGUGACCAGCCACAAGAGAAGCCUUGCAGGCGGCGACGAUCGCCAGGAAGGUCACAAGGAGAGACUACACGCUAGAGGCGGCAUUCCCGGUGUCUUCUUCUCUUAUGAUAUCUCACCCAUGAAAGUCAUCAACCGUGAAGCUCGAAGCAAGAGCUUUUCCGGUUUUCUCGUUGGUGUUUGCGCUGUUAUCGGUGGCACGCUCACUGUAGCGGCUGCCAUUGACAGAGCGUUGUAUGAAGGUGUACAGCGUGUCAAAAAGUUGCAU